Molecule: messenger RNA, 3385 nt
Organism: Lactuca virosa
Lineage: Eukaryota; Viridiplantae; Streptophyta; Magnoliopsida; Asterales; Asteraceae
Source: the annotation of a GenBank genome assembly
AUGUCGAUGUUGUCGUGCCCUAAAUCCGAUAACCAUUAUCCUAUUAAUCUCCAUUGUUUCUUCAAAUCUCCUCUGGUUUUCUUCUUCAUUUCUAUAACUCUUUUCUUGAUUCCCUGUUCCGCCGCCGCUGCCGGCGGCGAUGGAGGUCCUAACCAAGAAGCCGUUGUGCUUUUCACUUGGGUUCAUGGUGUUAACGGUGGUGGUAAUGACGGUUCUUUCUUUUCGAGUUGGACACUUUCCGGCGACACCAAAAGCCCAUGCAAAUGGGAUUACGUUAAAUGUGAUUCACAAGGCUUUGUUUCUGAAAUCAAUAUUCAGUCGAUACCAUUGCGACUACCAUUACCGGCGAAUCUUUCUUCGUUUUCCCAUCUCAAAAGCCUUACGAUAUCCGACGCUAACAUCACCGGAACUCUCUCCGACGACCUCGGUUCCUGUCGGGAGCUUGUCGCCAUUGAUUUAAGCUCAAACAGUCUCGUGGGUCCCAUCCCGUCUUCCAUUGGCAACCUUGAAAACCUCCAGGACUUGAUUUUAAACUCCAACAAACUCACCGGAAAAAUCCCACGUGAGCUUGGGAACUGCCGGAGCCUCAAGAAUCUUCACCUGUUUGACAACCGACUCACCGGAAACAUCCCACCUGAAUUAGGUCAGUUACAUAACCUUGAAGUCAUCCGCGCCGGAGGAAACAACGACCUCGCCGGAGAAAUCCCGGAAGAAAUCGGAAACUGCAGAAACCUCACGUUUCUCGGCCUCGCAGACACAAGAAUAUCAGGUUCUCUCCCUCACUCAUUAGGUAACCUCACCAAACUCGAAACACUUUCCAUUUACACCGCCAUGCUUUCCGGUGAGCUCCCGCCGGAGCUCGGCGACUGUUCAGAGCUUGUAAACUUGUUCGUAUACGAAAACUCACUUUCCGGCUCCAUCAUUCCCGAGCUCGGAAAGCUCAAAAAGCUCGAAAAACUGUUACUAUGGCAAAACAACUUCAUCGGAUCAAUCCCUGAAGAAAUCGGAAACUGUACUAAUUUAAAAAUCUUCGACGUUUCUUUAAACUCAUUAUCCGGCGUUCUUCCGUCUUCCGUUGGUAAUCUCAUUGAGUUAGAAGAAUUCAUGAUUAGCAACAACAACAUCUCCGGUUCAAUCCCGAUUGUUAUUUCAAACGCCGUCAAUCUCCAACAAUUACAGCUGGACACAAAUCAAAUCUCCGGUCUGAUUCCUUCCGAGAUAGGAAAAUUAACAAAUCUCGAAGUGUUCUUCGCGUGGGAUAACAAUCUCGAAGGAAGCAUACCUUCAAGUUUAGGAAGUUGUACAAAUCUUCAAGCAUUAGAUUUAUCGCACAAUUCACUCACCGGAAGUAUCCCUCCAGGGUUGUUUCAACUCCAAAACCUCACCAAAUUGCUUCUAAUUUCAAACGACAUUUCCGGUUCAAUCCCGCCGGAAAUCGGGAACUCCACCGCGUUAGUCCGGUUACGUUUGGGUGACAAUCGAAUCACCGGCGAAAUCCCGAAAGAAAUCGCCGGAUUAAAAAGCAUAAACUUUCUUGAUUUGUCCGGAAACCACCUCUCCGGGGUGGUUCCCGGCGAGCUUUCCGGUUGCACCGAGUUAGAAAUGGUGGAUCUUAGCAACAAUACAUUACAAGGCUCGUUACCGGAUUCUUUAUCAUCAUUAUCAGGACUCCAAGUCCUAGAUGUUUCCAGUAACCGGUUUUCCGGUCCCAUCCCCGCCAGUUUCGGGCGGUUGGUUUCAUUAAACAAACUCAUUCUUAGUAAGAAUGAGUUUGCAGGAGCGAUCCCUCGAUCGCUCGGGCUCUGCUCAGGUCUACAAUUUCUAGACCUGAGCAGUAAUAAAUUAUCAGGCGGGAUACCGCCUGAGUUAGGAAAUAUUCAAGCGCUCGAGAUCGCCUUGAAUUUAAGCCGCAACGGGUUAACCGGGUCGAUUCCGGAUCAAAUAGCUGCGUUAAGCAAGCUUUCGAUUCUUGACAUGUCGUACAAUAAUUUGGAAGGAAAUUUGAAUCCGCUUUCGCGUCUAGAUAAUCUUGUUUCGUUAAAUAUUUCGUAUAAUAAUUUUACGGGAUAUUUACCGGAUAAUAAGCUUUUUAGGCAGUUAUCGGAAGCUGAUUUAGCCGGGAAUCGAGGGUUGUGUUCUUUUGGAAAAGAAUCGUGUUUUUUAAACAAUGUUGCAGAAUCAGGAAAUGGGAAAGAUGAGUAUAAAUCAAAAAACGCAAAGAGAUUAAGACUAGCGCUAGCGUUGCUUAUUACUUUGACGAUUGCUAUGAUGAUUAUGGGAGUUGCUGCGGUUUUACGUGCGAGAAGGGGUUUCAAGGGUGAUGAUGAAUCUGAGCUUGGCGAAUCAUGGCCAUGGCAAUUCACGCCUUUUCAGAAGCUAAAUAUUUCAGUUGACCGAAUUUUGAAAUGCUUAGUGGACACUAAUGUCAUCGGGAAAGGGUGUUCUGGGGUUGUGUAUCGUGCUGAUAUGGAUAAUGGUGAUGUGAUUGCUGUGAAGAAGCUUUGGCCAUCAAUGGCGGUUGAUGGUGGUUAUGAAGAUGAAAAAGCUACAGUUCGAGAUUCGUUUUCAGCUGAAGUGAAAACAUUGGGAUCAGUGAGACACAAGAACAUCGUUAGGUUUCUGGAUUUUGGUCUCGCGAAGCUUGUUGAUGAUGGUGAUUUUGCUCGUUCUUCUAAUACAAUCGCUGGUUCAUACGGAUACAUCGCUCCUGAAUACGGGUACAGGAUGAAGAUCACGGAGAAGAGCGAUGUUUAUAGCUACGGAGUAGUGAUGCUGGAAGUUUUAACAGGGAAACAACCGAUCGACCCAACGAUACCAGAUGGAUUACACGUCGUGGAUUGGGUGAAACAGAGAAAAGGAUGGAUCGAAGUACUUGAUCGGAGCUUAUUAUCUCGUUCGGAAUCAGAAAUUGAAGAAAUGAUGCAAGCAUUAGGAGUUGCAUUACUCUGCGUCAACUCUUUGCCGGAAGAAAGACCAACGAUGAAAGAUGUUGCGGCCAUGUUGAGGGAAAUUAAGCAUGAAAGAGAAGAGUACGCUAAAGUUGAUGCUCUUUUGAAGGGUUCACCGGAAAAACCAGCCACCGGAAGUAGGGCGGAAGGAGGAGUUCCCGCAACAUCAUCGUCAUCGGCUGCUGCUGUUGCUGGUGGUGGGAUGAGAAGUAACGCGAGUAGCUUCUCUGGUUCUUCGUUGCUUUACUCGUCGUCUUCUAGAGUCGCCUACAAGUGAAUAAAAGAGAUUCUUGAUUUGGGUGUGUGAUGUUACGGAAUUUUUUAGAUAUGGUAAUUUAAUUAUAUUUGGUGUUGAGUUUAAUGGAGAUUUGAAUGGGUUGAGUUGUAAAUUAAGAAAUAUGGGACGUGUGUUGUAAGUAGAAGAAAUUUUGAGCCUC